AUGGACGGUCAGCUCUUCCCAGACUCGACAUCCCUCAGGCGCGCCGUCAACAGGCACGCAAAGGAAACUCUCAUUGACCUGGCCAUCCGCUGGGUCACCAUCCAUGCCAUCACCCGCGUCCAGGAGGAUGCCUCUGACGAAGAAGACUACUACGACGAGUACAUCAUGGAGCUCGACGAGCGGCCGCCUCGUCUCCGCACAAUGUCCCUUGCCAAAUACAAGAAACAUGUCAUCAAACGAUACGAACUCAUGCGGGACAAGCCCAGUACUACCAAGAAGAAGGUUGCCGAUCGCAUGUUGGCAGUCGACUGGCGGAACGGACUUAAUUCGAGUCAGGUUGCUGAACUGGAUUUGAUGUAUUAUUCUCGGCAUGCCAGCGUCAAGGACUGGAAAACGCUUAAGCUGGACUAUGGCGACUCUUUUGGGGCUAACGCAGUGCAACUGAGUCCCGCUAAGAUCGAAAAAACGCUCUCAUACUGCCUGGAUCCCUACUUUAAAAACCAUAUUCAAACGCUGCAGGACGGCCAGAUGGUCUGGAUCAGGAUAAGCGUUCACGAUGGGCUGGCUCCCAACGUGCUUCCUAUGCCGUCAGCAGUCGCAUAUCUCAUCUGGUUCACAAACUCGGAAUAUCUCCUGACUUCCAGUAUCAAGAAGGAGUGGGUUGAAUUUAUCAUGGAGGCCAUUAUGCGGGUGUUUAAGGCGCAGGAAAUUGAGGAGUGGCCAUUGACAGGACACUCACCCAAAUCGCUGUCGGAGCUGUUGUUGCAAAAGGAUUCACAAGGAGCACAGAGUAUCUACCGACUCGACCAGCUUGACAGCAACCCCCUCUCGGGCACCAUAAAGAAGCGGAAAAUUGAAGACCCACGGAAACACUAUGCACAAGGAAUGGAGGACAUUCAGUCAGAGGACAUGAACAAGAUUGUACGACGAGACCUACGCGUCGCCAAGGACUUUGGACCCAACGCACAGCCCAAUCUAUCUCGAGUCGAUCUCCAACUCAACCUUCCUUACACAGCACAAGCCAAAGACUUUAACCUGGGCCGAAUGAACCGACAACCCUUCCCGGUCAAGAUCAUCUUUGAGGGGCCCAAUGUGAUCGAGGGAAUCAAAAGUUUGAUCCCUCUAGGCGUGGCAACUGAGGCAAUGCCAAAGUUCUUAACGGACCUGCACUCAAUGGGGGCUAACAGAUUGACUGUUGACUUGGACGAGGAUGACGAGACCGUUCAGCGGAUCACCAAAGGAUAG
Linnemannia hyalina is the source of this 1245-nucleotide messenger RNA. The record is from the annotation of a GenBank genome assembly. NCBI's taxonomy places the organism in Eukaryota, Fungi, Mortierellomycota, Mortierellomycetes, Mortierellales, Mortierellaceae.